Phycodurus eques (leafy seadragon) is the source of this 1451-nucleotide messenger RNA. RefSeq names its product calsequestrin 1a (gene casq1a). Gene Ontology annotation, molecular function: calcium ion binding. Lineage: Eukaryota; Metazoa; Chordata; Actinopteri; Syngnathiformes; Syngnathidae. The record is from RefSeq and is a predicted model, not a curated record. The transcript has 11 exons. The coding region runs from base 79 to 1359 and encodes 426 amino acids. Gene Ontology annotation, cellular component: sarcoplasmic reticulum lumen. Gene Ontology annotation, biological process: regulation of skeletal muscle contraction by regulation of release of sequestered calcium ion.
UUGGAAAGGGUUCCUCACACUUACACCGAAGUUGUUUGUGUCCAUUCUGAAACUGCAAAUCCACACCAGAGAGGAGCCAUGAAGUGGACCUGGGUGUUUGUGGGAGUUUUGCUGUCCUUUGGGGGGUUCUCGCUCGGUAAAGACAGCUUGGAUUUCCCCGAGUACGACGGCAAAGACAGAGUCCACGACCUCCACGUCAAGAACUAUAAGUCUGUGAUGAAGAAGUAUGAAGUCAUGGUGGUGUACUACCAUGACCAUCCCGGAUCCAGCCGCGUCGCCCAGAAACAGUUUGAGAUCGAGGAGUUGUCCCUCGAGCUUGCAGCCCAGGUCCUAGAAGAGUUUGAUGAUGAGGACAUUGGAGUGGGACUCAUCGAUGCAAAGAUUGACAAGGCUUUAGCAAAAAAACUGGGCCUCGAGGAGUCCGACAGCAUCUUCAUCUUCACAGAUGACGAGGUCAUCGAGUACGAUGGAGAGCUCGCGGCAGACACUCUUGUGGAGUUCAUCUUUGAUCUCCUUGAAGAUCCCGUGGAAAUUAUUGACAACAGUAGGGAACUGAAAGGCUUUCAGAACAUCGAAGAGGACAUCAAAUUGGUGGGCUACUUUAAGAGUCACAAGUCAGAACAUUUUGAGGCUUUUGUCGAUGCUGCUGAAGAGUUCCAUCCACACAUCAAGUUCUAUGCAACAUUCAAUGCCAAGAUCGCCAAGGCUUUGGACCUCAAGCUUAAUGAGGUGGACUUCUAUGAACCCUUCAUGGAUGAUCCGGUUGUGAUCCCAGGAAAACCUUAUACUGAGGAUGAGCUGGUGAAAUUCAUUGAAGAAAAUGACAGGCCAACUCUGAGGAAGCUGCAGCCCCACAACAUGUAUGAAAUCUGGGAUGACCAUAUUGACGGCGAACACAUCAUCGCUUUUGCCGAGGAGUCUGAUCCAGACGGUUUUGAGUUCUUGGAGAUCCUGAAGCAAGUUGCCGAGGACAACACGGAACACCCUCACCUCAGUAUUGUCUGGAUUGACCCUGAUGACUUCCCCCUGCUUGUGCCUCACUGGGAGAAGAUUUUCGGAAUCGACCUGUCCUCCCCACAGAUCGGUGUUGUGGAAGCCGAUGAUGCUGACAGCGUGUGGAUGGACAUGGACGAUGAGGACAACAUGCCGUCUGUGGACGAACUGGAGGACUGGAUUGAGGAUGUUCUGUCAGGAGAAAUUGAUCCUGAUAAUGAUGACGACGACGAUGACGACAAUGAUGAUGACGACGACGAUGAUGAUGAUGAUGAUGAUGAUGAUGAUGAUGAUGAUGAUGACGAUGAUGAUGACGACGACGACGAUGAUGAUGAUGAUGACGACGACGAUGACGACGAUAAUUAAUAAAUUAGGACAUAAUGUAUCUAAAUCUGACCAAUGCAGUUUUAAAAUGCUAAUAGGAACAGCAAAUACAUCUGAAUCAUUCAUUUUCAUCU